This is a messenger RNA of Rhinocladiella mackenziei CBS 650.93, 1656 nucleotides long. RefSeq lists its product as uncharacterized. Gene Ontology annotation, biological process: DNA-templated transcription; regulation of DNA-templated transcription. Gene Ontology annotation, molecular function: DNA binding; DNA-binding transcription factor activity, RNA polymerase II-specific; zinc ion binding. The record is from RefSeq and is a predicted model, not a curated record. NCBI's taxonomy places the organism in Eukaryota, Fungi, Ascomycota, Eurotiomycetes, Chaetothyriales, Herpotrichiellaceae. The transcript has 7 exons. The coding region runs from base 1 to 1656 and encodes 551 amino acids.
AUGGCGGAACCAAAUCAGUCUGACCCUGAGAACUCUACUCUACGAGUUCCCGCGUGCGAUAGCUGUCGAGCCCGAAAGAUUCGAUGUGACAGAAAGAAUCCAUGUGCUAGCUGUAAGACAUCUCGCAUUGCGUGUCGUACCACAAAGAGGAAUGCCGAGAAGAGGCAGAGAAUUCUCGUCUCAGGGCGAUAUGAACGCGAGAUCGAGGAUAUCAAUGGCCGCUUAGCUAGCCUCGAACGAAUUCUACAGGACCUUGUCAAAACCCAGAAACAUAGCGGCUCAGAGUCAAUACCUUCGUCACACACAGAAACGUUGUCCACUCCUCGCGGCAGCCAGCUCGGUGAGAGGGAAUUGGAAUUUGAGGGCGAGUCUUCAUUUGUCGCCCAUUCUAAACAUGUAACUCGAGCCUUCGAGAGUAGCCUCAACAACUCGCCUUACUCUGGUUCUGUUAGAGAUGUUUCCGCUGCUGUUGCUACCUUGAGAACUUUCUUGAACGAAAAUUCUCCUGUAGCAAACGAGUCCACUCGUUUCUACCAACCCCUACAAGAGGCCAUCUAUUACCCCGAGCUCUCUGGCUUGGCACUUCCUCCAAUGCAAGCAGUUUUACGUCUGUUGAGACAUGCACAUCCUCACAAAUUUUUCUACGAUAUUCCCACCCUUGACAUCGCCUAUAUCACGAACUUAUGCCAUCACCACUGCCGCAGAAUGGUUCAAGAUGCCGGGUAUCACCGUCUUCCGCCUUACACAGUCAACCCAACAGCAUCAAAGAAGAGACUGGUCUUCUGGACUGUCUAUGCCUUGGAUCGAGGCAUGGGACUCAAUCUAGGCCGUUCCCCCACCCUUCAAGAUUGUGACAUUUCCGUUGAUCGACCGAAGAUGCCAGAAGAGAUCCGCGAUGUCUGGGGUGCCAUGUACCUAGGCUGGCUCGACUAUGCAGAGCUGCAAGGCCACAUCUACGAACAAUUGUAUUGUGCCCGUGCACAAAAGCAACCCACUAAAGUGAGAGCUGAGCUUGCUCGGGGCCUGGCUUCUCGACUGAUCCAAAUGAAAGAGCAGUUCGUCUUCGAUUUUUCCAAUACCCCGUUUGCCGAGUCAUUCAGUGAUGCCAUGAUCUCUGUCCAAAUUGUGCUUUCCUCGACGCUCACUCUCGUCUAUAGGGCUUGGAGUAUCUUACAACACCGUGCGAAUGAUGAGUGGCGACUGUUCAUCCACUGGACGCUUCUGUGGUGUCCCUUUAUCCCGUAUAUCGUGGUAUUCGGAAAUAUUAUCGCAGACAGAAACAAAGACGACAUCAGACUCCUGGAGCACGUCGUCAAUACCCUGAUAUUCUACCAGAUCGCCAACAUCUACCUCGGCCGGGAUAAUUCAUCAGUACAGCAGGCUCCUCAAGUUACCACUUCGUCUGCUUCGAAUCAACUCGUUUUACCACGUUCGCAACAAUCAUUGCGAGAGCUCGAUACACAACUGACUAACACGAUCCUCCCCGAUCUUCCACUCUCUCAGCAAGAUUGGGAUGGGAUGCUAGAUGAACGGGAUCUAGGCCUCGGGGCUGAGAAUGCAAAAGAGAUGUCCAAUUUCUUUGGGAAUUACUUGUCAGGCUCUGGAAGCAGUCUUAAUGGGAGUAUGACCAUUGGAAACCAAGAAGGCUUUGAUUAA